This is a messenger RNA of Linderina pennispora, 1545 nucleotides long. Its product is annotated as ZIP zinc/iron transport family. The coding region runs from base 155 to 1447 and encodes 430 amino acids. Gene Ontology annotation, cellular component: plasma membrane. The transcript has a single exon. Gene Ontology annotation, molecular function: zinc ion transmembrane transporter activity. The record is from RefSeq and is a predicted model, not a curated record. Lineage: Eukaryota; Fungi; Kickxellomycota; Kickxellomycetes; Kickxellales; Kickxellaceae. Gene Ontology annotation, biological process: zinc ion transmembrane transport.
CUAGUUUAUUCUUUUCCCACCAUUUUUUCAUCUCUUUCUGCGGGGCAAUUAAUAAUCCGCCCCUUCGUAAAAGUGUUUGGUAGUGCCUGUCCCCUGGAACACGUCCUCUCGCAAAGCUACCGUCCCCCGGAAACACAUCGUCAUAAUCGUCGCUAUGCCCUUCAGAAAGAAUACCAGCCCGCUGCUGGCACUUGCCGCCAUCAGCCUGGUGUUCCUGCAAACUGCUGCCGCUGCCACCACUGCGCCGCGCCAGCUACUGCUUCGCCACUCUGCAGGCGAUCACAGCCACAGCGAGGAGGAGACUGACUGCUACGCGUCGGGCGUCGAUGAUUGGAGCUCGAGCAUGCACAUCGCCGCCAUCUUCAUCGUCCUCGGCGUCGGCGGCCUGGGCUCGAUGCUGCCCAUCAUCAGCCACUACAUGCCCGGCCUGCACGUCUCACCGAGUAUCCUGACCCUGGGCAAGUUCCUGGGAACCGGCGUCAUCAUUUCGACCGCGCUCAUCCACAUGCUGCCGGCUGGCUCCGACAGCCUCGGCAACCCGUGCAUCGGCAGCCGCAUGGGCAACUACAGCGGCUGGCCGGGCGUGCUGGUGAUCAUGGCCAUCUUUGCUAUGCAUCUGAUAGAGUUCCUGCUGUCCAACCACACCAUGGAUGGCCACUCGCACAGCCACGGGCUUCCCGGCGAUCUGGUCUACUCUGCAGAGCCCGAGCCGCUGAACCUCGAGUCACAGAUCAUGGCGCACGAACAUAACCACCACAGCCACCUCAACGACAGCUCCAACGCUACCACCAUCAGCGAGGUCGAGCAGAAGCCUGACAUGACGCCGCCAGUUCAUGAGUCCAUCGGCUUUGACACUACCGAGAACAACGAGAACUGCGAUGCAGUGGCUGUCCACACACACCACAACCACGUCCACGGCUUGUCGUUUGUCGGCGGCAGCGAAGACUCGAUCAAGGCACGCAAGAUCCGCAUCUCUACCUACAUCCUCGAGCUCGGUAUCUGCCUACACUCCGUCAUCAUCGGGGUCACCCUGUCAGUGACAGUGGGCUCUGAGUUUAAGACCCUGCUUAUCGCCAUUGCAUUCCAUCAGUUCUGCGAAGGUCUGGCACUGGGCAGUCGUCUGGCACAGAUAAAAUACGCUCGCCACUCGUUCAUUCGCGCCUUUAUCAGCGCUGCCAUGUUCAUGCUCAUUACCCCCAUCGGCAUGUGCAUCGGUAUUGGCGUCCGCUACUCGUACGCGCCCAACUCGCCUUCGGCGCUAAUCACCAUGGGCGUGCUCGACUGCCUCUCGGCAGGCAUCCUGAUCUACAGCGGUCUGGUCAAUCUGCUUGCUGAAGAGUUUGGCACCCUCGAGUUCCGCAGCUACAAGCGCGGCAUGAAGACUGCCUGCUUCAUUGCCAUGUUUGUGGGCGCGGCCAUCAUGGCAGUCAUCGGCAAGUGGGCCUAAACACGCUGCUGUGAAAGCACCCCCCCCCCCGUAUAUAUAGUUAUCUCGUUCCUUUUUUCCACUCUUCCACGGCAAUUAUAAUAUACUUUCAUCACCAG